AGACGAGACUCCUCCUGUGCGCGUGCUCGUGAAUCAGGAAAUAUGGCGGCGCUCACUCCACUCAGUCAGCUAUCAAGUGGAAACCCUACAUAUGAGAGCUUCUACAGACAGGUGGAUCCAGGAAACACUGGGAAAGUGGGCGCUGCAGAUGCCGCUCAGUUCCUGAAGAAAUCGGGUCUUUCAGACAGCACAUUGGGUCAGAUCUGGGAUCUGUCAGAUCCUGAGGGAAAAGGUUACUUGGAUAAAAAGGGUUUCUUUACUGCGCUGAGGCUGGUGGCUUCUGCUCAAGGAGGAAGUGAUGUCAGUCUAAACAGUCUGAGCCAGAACACACCCAUCCCUAAAUUUAGAGACACCGGCAGCCCGUCGCUGAACAUCACAACCUCUGUCGCUGACUCCAACUGGAUAGUGAAGCCGGAAGAUAAAGCAAAGUAUGAUGGGAUAUUUGAGAGUCUGUGUCCAGUUGGUGGGAUGCUGUCAGGUGAUAAAGUGAAACCAAUCCUAAUGAACUCAAACCUGCCUCUCGAUGUGCUUGGAAAGAUUUGGGAUCUCAGUGACAUUGACAAAGAUGGACACUUGGAUAAAGAUGAGUUUUCAGUGGCGAUGCGCCUGGUUUAUGCAGCCAGAGAGAAGGAGCCUAUGCCGUCCACCCUCCCUACAUCUCUCAUCCCUCCAUCCAAACGCAAGAAGUUUCCAGGAGCUCUCCCGGGAUCCGUUCCUGUUCUUCCCUCGAGUCCGUUCCUCAUGAUGGAGACCCUGCGGCCCGUGCCGGCGCUUUCCAAGAGUCCUCUGGGCGGCAGCACAAAUCUGUCUCCAUCAAACUCAAUGAAGCGCUCCACCCCGACACCACCGCAGCCUCAAACACACACACAGCCGUCCUCUGAUCUGUGGGUGGUGCCGGCGGAUGACCGAGAGCAGUACGAGGAGAUCUUUGAUCUGGCAGACUCUGAUUUUGACGGGAUGGUCGGAGGAGGUGAAGUGAAGGAUAUCUUCAUGAACUCCCGGCUGCCUCAGAGCGUCCUGGCACACAUAUGGUCGCUGGCGGACACUCAGCGUACCGGUAAACUCACCAAAGAGCAGUUCUGUCUGGCCAUGCACCUGAUUCAGGAGAAAGUUAAAGGAGUGGACCCUCCUCAGAGUCUGAGCCCUGACAUGAUACCACCGUCAGAGAGAGGGGUCGCCAGCACACCUAUUCUCUCUGGACUCACACCAUCAUUGAUGUCCGAAUUGACCCCGUUGACCAAUCUGAGCAGGGACAGCAGCAGUUCUGUUGGGUUGGUUGAGUUAACGGGAAACAAGGAUCUCGAUGACAUCAACCAGGAAAUCUCCCAGCUGCAGAGUGAAAAACGCAUUUUAGAGACCGAAAUCAGACAGAAAGAGGAAGUCCUGCGACAGAAGAACGGUGAAGUUCAGGAGGUGCAGAGAGACCUGGAGCGUGAAAAUGUGGGUCUGCAGGACAUUGAGCACCAGAAACGGGACGCUCAGGAUCGACUCGGUGAAAUGGAGCAACAGAGAGCCAAGCUGGAGACCACACUGGACGAGACCAAGAACAAAUGGCAGGAGGAGAACGCUAAGAUCACGUCUCUGCAGACUCAGAUCCUCUCUCAGGAGUCAGACGUGCAGACGCAGGAGAAGGAGAUGAGCCGAGCGAAGACGGACCUGUACUGUCUGGAGCAAGAGGAGCAGCGCCUGGACGAGAGUCUGCGUGCUGGACAAGCCAAGCUCGACAGCAUCCUCAAACUGCUCAAAACAUCGCAGGACGAGAUGGACCAGACGCGCAGUGAGCUCGUCGAGAUGCAGGACACCCAGCGGGAGCUGAAUAAGACUAUCGAGCGCUUCAGCACAGCUCUCAACAACGGCACGAUCAGCCUGGCCGAACUGGACCAGCUCAUCGCCGAGGAGAGCUCCAGCAUCGAUGCCAAGGAGGAUUCAUUGGUUAAGUCCAGGAUGGCCAUGUUUAGCAGUUCCAGCUCUCAAGGCCUGAACGCAGACCCCUUUCAGAGCGAAGACCCCUUCAAGAGUAACCCUUUCAGUAAAGCUGAUCCGUUUGGCGGAGAUCCAUUCAAACAGAACGACCCCUUCAAAGACCCGUUCGCUAAUUCUGAUCCCUUUGGUGAAAGUUCAAGUCAAUUCAAGGCCAGUUCCUUCAGCACAAGAAUCAGCCAGACAUCGAAGAGUCCCAAACCUAAAGAUUCAGAUCCGUUUGCUGCGUCAGACCCGUUCAGUAGCGACUUUUUAGGAGGAGGGAAAGGUGGUUUUGCUGAUUUUUCUCAAAUGUCAAAGAGUUCGACUUCAGCGCCGACGAGCCGAAAGCCGACGUACCCGCUUCCCCCUCCGAAAAAACCCGGACCACAGAGACCAGCGCCGCCUCCUUAUGGAAAGAAUUCGUCCGUCACGAAUAGCGGUUCAGUGGUUCAUAGUCAAGGGUUUGGUGCUCCAGCUGUUCGAAAGACACAUGUGGACAGAGGACCCUUACGGUCUGCUGUUAACCCGUCCACGGGGUUAGCAGACUUUAGAGCUUUCGGAAGUGAGACCCAGCAGCUGGAGUGGGCCAAACGCGAGAGCCAGAGAGAGGAGGCGGAGCGGAGGAGGAGACUUCAACUACAGGAACAACAAGACCUGGAACUGGCCCUCGCCCUCAGUCGAGCUGAAGUGCCCAGAACAUGAGAACACAUCAACCAUUGAGCAACGCCGGACCAAUGAAGUGAGAUUAUAUACAGCUAGCUUUACCAAAUCCUGUGGGACUAGCAGGACGCAUUUACUUAUGCACAUCAUCAGUAUCGUAAUACGUAUCAAGUGCUUUAUAUCUCACUGACCUUUUCGAUUACGAUCAGCUUCAUCCACACAGAAACCGUCGCGAUGUGAUGUUUGCUAAAUUACCGAACCCGUGACGUGCACCAUAUGAUCAUAUAUAAUGUCCGUGUUUUGCACUCCCAACACAUCCUUAAUAUUAUGCAUCAAGAUCAAAUGAAGCAUGUUCUGCACUUUUGAAGGAAGGGAUCUGCCGUGCUGCUUGUUAUUGGGGUUUUGCUAUAUUUAUAUUUAUAUGAGAGUGAGUUUGUGUUUAACCCUUUAUCCGCCAAAUCACUGCCUACGUUGAUUUAGUUUGAAGCCUUUUUUUGUUGAAGAAGCACAUUGAAGCAUUAUACUGUAUAUUGAGCUCAUUCUUAUGUAUUUAUUGCAUCUGUGAUACUAGACACUAAAAUCAGCAGGUUGUGGAUUGUUUGAAUGAAGUAAAGAAGUAAAUUUGGGUGUUUACAUGGUUUUGAUGGUUUUUGUUUUGUUUCUAUUGUGGAAAAGGGCUAGAAAUAAUUUUCACAAUGUGUUUUAUAAAUAUUAAACAUGUUUAAUAAAUGGUAAACUAAAAUUUUGGACUAAAAAAGC
Pimephales promelas (fathead minnow) is the source of this 3381-nucleotide messenger RNA. RefSeq names its product epidermal growth factor receptor pathway substrate 15 like 1b (gene eps15l1b). The record is from RefSeq and is a predicted model, not a curated record. Gene Ontology annotation, cellular component: cytoplasm; clathrin coat of coated pit; plasma membrane. Gene Ontology annotation, biological process: endosomal transport; endocytosis. Lineage: Eukaryota; Metazoa; Chordata; Actinopteri; Cypriniformes; Leuciscidae. Gene Ontology annotation, molecular function: calcium ion binding; cadherin binding.